AUGGCACUGCCCCCCAAAUUCUCGGGGCAGACACUACCAGUCCCUUCUACUGCACAUGAACAGCAGCAUACUCUUGAAUUGUACCUUGACUAUGUCUGUCCAUUCUCUGCAAGGCUAUUCAAAACCUUCUACGCUAGUGCCCGGCCCCUCAUUCACGAGAAAUAUCAGCCUCGAUUACGGGUUAUUUUCCGGCAACAUAUUCAACCCUGGCAUCCAUCCUCAACACUCACGCAUGAAGCCGGAGCAGCAGUUCUGAAACUUGCCCCGCACAGGUUCUGGGACUUUAGCGCUGCUCUUUUCGAGCGUCAGCAGGAUUUUUUUGACGCCAAUGUUGCCAGUCAAACUCGAAAUGAGACUUAUGAGGCUCUAGCGAGCAUAGGAGAGAGUAUCGGCGUGGACAAGCAGGAAAUGUUGAGUCUUCUGACGGUUUCCAAUAAACCAGACGCCGAAGGACAACUAAACACCGGCAAUAAGGUCACGAAUGAUGUAAAGCUAAUGGUCAAGGCUGGCCGAGUUGUCGGAGUCCAUGUAUCUCCGACAGUGUAUUUCAAUGGGAUUGAGGAACCAGGGAUUAGCAGCAGCUUCACCGCUACUCAAUGGGAGCAAUGGCUGGCCAGGAACGUAAUUUGA
This is a messenger RNA of Aspergillus calidoustus, 630 nucleotides long. The record is from the annotation of a GenBank genome assembly. NCBI's taxonomy places the organism in Eukaryota, Fungi, Ascomycota, Eurotiomycetes, Eurotiales, Aspergillaceae.